Messenger RNA from Micropterus salmoides (largemouth bass), 2544 nucleotides. Its product is annotated as leucine-rich repeat extensin-like protein 5. The transcript has 2 exons. The record is from RefSeq and is a predicted model, not a curated record. Bases 1473 to 2315 code for a protein of 280 amino acids. Lineage: Eukaryota; Metazoa; Chordata; Actinopteri; Centrarchiformes; Centrarchidae.
AUCAAAAUUUCUGGUAUCCUGAAGAACAAAAAAAUGGAAUUAGAAAUGUUGUUUUAUAUGUAUAGUUAAAAUGCCACUGCCUAACACCUGCGUCUGAUGUGCUUUUUAGCAAGGCUAAAGGAAAAAUAAGCUCUUCACUAAAACAAUCUGGAGUGUUUUAGUGAAGAGCUUAUUUUUCCCCAGUCACACAUGCCCACAAAAAGCAUCAUGAUGAUGAUCAGUGAUGAUAUACAUAAAAAAGUUGGUUCUCACUUGAAAGGGGUUGUCUGGGCGUUUAGACUUGGUAUUAUGUUGAGGGUUACAAUUCAUUUAAGGGCAGAGGUUAGGAGUGUAGCUUUGACCGUUAAGGUAACAGUGGCAAGGAAAUUAUUUUACUCAGUGAUGGUCCUCACAUGUAUAGAAGUACCUAAUUGUAUGUCAGUCAGUAUUUUUAUUGCAGCUAAUUGGUUUUCUAGUCACACUUUGUGUUAACAGAACUGUUCACCGUGUGUAUUAGUAAAAUACAUAAAACAUGCUUGUGCACGUGUGACUGCAUGCCAGUUUUAUGUAUCCAGCCGCAGAGUUAGUGUGUAACUAAAAAACUGCAACAAAACACCGCUGGAGUGACCAAAAGCAUGCUGUCUGUAAUCAUAAGUGAUAUAAUUUGGGAAGACAUAAUUACAGAAUGGGAAAUGUUGAAAUGGAUGUAUAACCAAAUGUGAUUCAAGUCUCACUAAAGAGCAACACAGAGAUGACCCGAGACAGAUUAAAUGGCUUAAGUUACUUAUUAAAAAAACAGGAAACAUCUAGUUUUACAGGAGAUUAGAAAGAUGCUGAGACCAGCCCUGUAGCCAUGGGUGUGCCCGGAUGUACCUGUGCCAUCUAAAUGUAAAAGGUGGCACAUUCAGCAUAAUUAUAAAAAACAGUAAUAUUUCUUACACUAUUGAAAUUAAUUUGAAAAAGAUAUACUAAUUGACGGAGAGACUGUCACCUGCAAUGAAAGUUCAAAUGAGUGUGGGGUGGGCAGUGUUUGCGCUGCCUUUAUGGUUAAAUUUUCCUUGGCCAUUUUCACCUCCAUUAGGCAUUUAUGGUAGCCAUCCACAAUGUUUUGGCAAGCUUCUGGUUGAAUUUUUGACGGAUAUGGUGCAGAUCAGCAGAAUUUGUUGGCUUUCUGACUCGGACUUGUUUCUUCAGCAAAGCACAGAUGUUCUCGAUGGGGUUAAAGUCAGGACCCUGCGAAGUCCAUUCUAAAACGUAAAUUAUAGCCUGUGUUAGCCAUUCCUUUGCCACUUUUGAUGUGUGUUUGUGUCCUUUAGAAGCACCCACUUGCAUCUGAGACCCAUGCUUCUGGCUGAGGAGUUAAGCUUUUCCCGAAGAAUUUGGAGUCUCCAGAGGAGUCCAACAACUGGCUGACAGAGAAACAGGGAUCUGAGGCCAACGGGACGCAAACUAGUCCUCCCAAGCCAACCAGGAAAUGCCUCCCUCGGACUCCAAUGCACAAACUAACGCCCAGGAGCCCCCCCAGAGACCCUGCAAAGAAAAAAACAACGCAUCAACGCCCCACAAUCCCAUCGCAGCCCUCCGGACCGGGGAGCUCCCCGCUGCCAGGGAGCGAUAACGCAGGAAAACCAGGGCCUACAGUCCCCCAGCCCAGCCGGGGGGCAUCCCCCCCCAGAGUGCAGGCAGAGCCAGCAGCCCCCGAGCUCCGUAAACCUGAGGCCGGUCCCGGCCCCGGACAGGGGCACAGCCUCCCCAGUCAACCACCCCCAAGGAAGAGGUCCAAAACCCACCCCAACAACACCGUUCAUGUGCCCAAGGGAUUCAUGAAUGCCCCCACUGUGAGAGAGGCGGCAGGGAGAAGCAGUGGGAGCCCCACCCCUGCCGAAGAGGGCCCCGGCGAGGAGAGGAGAUCAUGGUCCCCCAGGCCCAGGGACACACCACCUGCCCCAGAAAUGAGCAAAAGCCAAAGGCUUGGAUUGGAUUGUGAAGUGUUGUAUGGUGGAUUAAAGACAAGGUCAGUGGUAACUAAGGUGCAUGCCAACCAACAUCACCCCGCUACCCACAUCGCACGCUCACCACCAGACAGAAACCCACCGCAAGCAUCCUCCCCUGCCUUCCCCUCCGCCAUGCCCGCUCCCUCCAACCCGCCUGGAACCACACACAGGACCCACACACAGGGACCCACAGGGAGCCAGCCAAGCACAGAGUCCCACCACAUCUGCACAGAGCGCGAGCCAAAACCGGAACAGGUUUACGUAUCAACACUGUUGUGUUACAAGUCACAGUCUUUUUUUUUUUUUUUCGGUCUAACCUGGGAAAGUCAGAUCGCCAUGUGAAAGCACACACGGUUCACGUUUAUUGCGGGAUCUCUGUGUGAAAGCAGCUAAUUUUUUCUGGGGAUGCCAUUACAAUAUGAAAGACAACAUCCUGGGAGAGGGCGAGAGGGCAAUCAGCCAGGAUGUUGGAAAUCUUUUCCAUAAUAUCGGUCACCUUUGUGCCUGGAAAGCUUUUUUGUUUUCUUAACAUUUCUCAUGAUUGAAUCUCCAAUAAAGAGCGUGGAUGGUC